Molecule: messenger RNA, 3872 nt
Organism: Symphalangus syndactylus (siamang)
Lineage: Eukaryota; Metazoa; Chordata; Mammalia; Primates; Hylobatidae
Gene: CXXC1
Product: CXXC finger protein 1
Biological process (GO): positive regulation of DNA-templated transcription
Cellular component (GO): Set1C/COMPASS complex
Molecular function (GO): zinc ion binding; DNA binding
Source: RefSeq, a predicted model, not a curated record
AUUACACAACUUCUUUUAAAGAAAUUAUUAUUGGUGGAGGCGGCUGGCUAGCACCAGUCCAUAGUUCAUUGGUUGUUGUUUAGGAGACGCAGCGCUGGUGAAAUAUAGCUGGUUUCCAGAAUGGUGUGGUCAUUGCAGUUUGGACCAAUUCAAGGGUUCGAGGCAAGUUCCUGUUGUGUUUUAGUUUUGGUUUGUUUGUUUUCCUUUUUGCAAGUUUGCAGGGAGUCCACAGAAUGCCUUCCAGGAGGGCCGGACGCGGUGGUUCACGCCUGUAAUCCCAGCACUUUGGGAGGCCGAGGCGGGCGGAUCACCUGAGGUGUCGGGAGAUCCAGACCGUCCUGGCCAACACGGUGAAACCCCGUCUCUACUAAAAAUACAAAAAAAUUAGCCGGGCAUGGUGGUGCAUGCCUGUAAUCCCAGCUACUCGGAAGGCUGAGGCAGGAUAAUCGCUUGAACCCGGGAGGCGGAGGUUGCAGUGAGCGGGGAUCGCGCCAUUGCACUCCAGCCUGGGCAACAAGAGCGAAACUCCGUCUCAAAAAAUAAGUAAAUAAAUAAAUAAAAAUAAAAAAGAAUGGCUUCCCGGUUCCAUCUUACAGCUGUUAACCAGAGUGACACCUGGUAUAUCACAUUUGUAUAUUUGUAAAUUUGUAUAUCACAUUUCACAAGAAAUAAUCAGGGAUGAGCAUACAGAUCUACGUUUAAGAAUGUUCAUUGCAACUUUAUUUAGAAUAAUAUUUGAAAAUGUUCUAAAUGCUAAACAAUAAAGAAAUGGAGAAGUAAACUGUGCUUAGGCUUAUUGUGCAGCGUAGAGAACUAAAAUAAGAUUUGAUAUUAGUUUAAGAAUUGUUUUUAAAUAAAAAUAAAAUAAAUAGAAGCCGAACCGUGCCAGGCCUGGCAGAAGAAUGACAAGUGGGAGGAGUAAGAGCCGGAAAGAGUGGUGGCAGGUGAAGUCCGAGACGACAGAGGAACUGGUUUCCUCCGCUCCGUAAGGCACACAGCCUGCCCCAUUAAUACAUGUGGAAGGGGAAAGAGACUGAAUGGAGGAAUGAAUGCAACUUGAUCCAGGUAGUGCUUCGAAAGCGGCCGCUGUACCUGUGAACCUCUCUGCCUGACAAGCGGCCAAUGUACGGAAUCAACUACCAAGAUGGCGGCGCCCUCGAAGAAUCCGCAAUUAGGUCGCCGCCAUGUGUCGCCUAGGAACGUACGGAAUUCGACCCACGUACGGAAUCAGAUUCCAAGAUGACGGCAUCUAUGAGGAAGUCACGCAGUAGGUGCAGCCAUGUUGCCUGUACGUCGAGGCCGUACAAGCAGCCGCCGUACGGACUCUACUGACAAGGUGGCGGCGCCCUCGGGAAAGCCACAAUGUGAGCGCGGCCAUGUUCCCGGCGAACGUAUGGAUUCGGCCACCAUACGGAUACGAUAAUCAAGAUGGCGGCGCCUGAGGGGUCUUCGGGGCUCUAGGCGAGCGACCUACUGGUUUGCGGCGGAGACGACGCACGGGGCCUGCGCAAUAGGAGUACGCUGCCUGGGAGGCGUGACUAGAAGCGGAAGUAGUUGUGGGCUCCUUUGCAACCGUCUGGGACGCCGCUGAGCGGUCUGUGCAGGUUCGCGGGUCGCUGGCGGGGGUCGUGAGGGAGUGCGCCGGGAGCGGAGAUAUGGAGGGAGAUGGUUCAGACCCAGAGCCUCCAGAUGCCGGGGAGGACAGCAAGUCGGAGAAUGGGGAGAAUGCGCCCAUCUACUGCAUCUGCCGCAAACCGGACAUCAACUGCUUCAUGAUCGGGUGUGACAACUGCAAUGAGUGGUUCCAUGGGGACUGCAUCCGGAUCACUGAGAAGAUGGCCAAGGCCAUCCGUGAGUGGUACUGUCGGGAGUGCAGAGAGAAAGACCCCAAACUAGAGAUUCGCUAUCGGCACAAGAAGUCACGGGAGCGGGAUGGCAAUGAGCGGGACAGCAGUGAGCCCCGGGAUGAGGGUGGAGGGCGCAAGAGGCCUGUCCCCGAUCCAGACCUGCAGCGCCGGGCAGGGUCAGGGACAGGGGUUGGGGCCAUGCUUGCUCGGGGCUCUGCUUCGCCCCACAAAUCCUCUCCUCAGCCCUUGGUGGCCACACCCAGCCAGCAUCACCAGCAGCAGCAGCAGCAGAUCAAACGGUCAGCCCGCAUGUGUGGUGAGUGUGAGGCAUGUCGGCGCACUGAGGACUGUGGUCACUGUGACUUCUGUCGGGACAUGAAGAAGUUUGGGGGCCCCAACAAGAUCCGGCAGAAGUGCCGGCUGCGCCAGUGCCAGCUGCGGGCCCGGGAAUCGUACAAGUACUUCCCUUCCUCGCUCUCACCAGUGACGCCCUCAGAGUCCCUGCCAAGGCCCCGCCGGCCACUGCCCACCCAACAGCAGCCACAGCCAUCACAGAAGUUAGGGCGCAUCCGUGAAGAUGAGGGGGCAGUGGCGUCAUCAGCAGUCAAGGAGCCUCCUGAGGCUACAGCCACGCCUGAGCCACUCUCAGAUGAGGACCUACCUCUGGAUCCUGACCUGUAUCAGGACUUCUGUGCAGGGGCCUUUGAUGACCACGGCCUGCCCUGGAUGAGCGACACAGAAGAGUCCCCAUUCCUGGACCCCGCGCUGCGGAAGAGGGCAGUGAAAGUGAAGCAUGUGAAGCGUCGGGAGAAGAAGUCUGAGAAGAAGAAGGAGGAGCGGUACAGGCGGCAUCGGCAGAAGCAGAAGCACAAGGAUAAAUGGAAACACCCAGAGAGGGCUGAUGCCAAGGACCCUGCGUCGCUGCCCCAGUGCCUGGGGCCUGGCUGUGUGCGCGCCGCCCAGCCCAGCUCCAAGUAUUGCUCAGAUGAUUGUGGCAUGAAGCUGGCAGCCAACCGCAUCUAUGAGAUCCUCCCCCAGCGCAUCCAGCAGUGGCAGCAGAGCCCUUGCAUUGCUGAAGAGCAUGGCAAGAAGCUGCUCGAACGCAUUCGCCGAGAGCAGCAGAGUGCCCGCACUCGCCUUCAGGAAAUGGAACGCCGAUUCCAUGAGCUUGAGGCCAUCAUUCAACGUGCCAAGCAGCAGGCUGUGCGCGAGGAUGAGGAGAGCAACGAGGGUGACAGUGAUGACACAGACCUGCAGAUCUUCUGUGUUUCCUGUGGGCACCCCAUCAACCCACGUGUUGCCUUGCGCCACAUGGAGCGCUGCUAUGCCAAGUAUGAGAGCCAGACGUCCUUUGGGUCCAUGUACCCCACACGCAUUGAAGGGGCCACACGACUCUUCUGUGAUGUGUAUAAUCCUCAGAGCAAAACAUACUGUAAGCGGCUCCAGGUGCUGUGCCCCGAGCACUCACGGGACCCCAAAGUGCCAGCUGACGAGGUAUGCGGGUGCCCCCUUGUACGUGAUGUCUUUGAGCUCACGGGUGACUUCUGCCGCCUGCCCAAGCGCCAGUGCAAUCGCCAUUACUGCUGGGAGAAGCUGCGGCGUGCGGAAGUGGACUUGGAGCGCGUGCGUGUGUGGUACAAGCUGGACGAGCUGUUUGAGCAGGAGCGCAAUGUGCGCACAGCCAUGACAAACCGCGCGGGAUUGCUGGCCCUGAUGCUGCACCAGACGAUCCAGCACGAUCCCCUCACUACCGACCUGCGCUCCAGUGCCGACCGCUGAGCCUCCUGGCCCGGACCCCUCACACCCUGCAUUCCAGAUGGGGGAGCCGCCCGGUGCCCGUGUGUCCGUUCCUCCACUCAUCUGUUUCUCCGGUUCUCCCUGUGCCCAUCCACCGGUUGACCGCCCAUCUGCCUUUAUCAGAGGGUUAGUCCCAGUUGACAUGUUCAGUGCCUGGUGGGGCUGCGGAGUCCACUCAUCCUUGCCUCCUCUCCCUGGGUUUUGUUAAUAAAAUUUUGAAGAAACCAA